GCUGUGAUUGGUUGCUGUGGGAACAUCACUCCACUUUUUCAAGUCUUAGCUGAGGUCCAGUGCAGACAAGUCCUAGGUGUGUGUCUGGAGUCCAGAGGAGGCCUAAAGUCAGUCAAGCAGCCACAAGUCCACAACCCCAGGUCCUAGUCAGAGCUGGAAGUCGAAAUAAACUGGGCAGGGCCAUCAUCCAAGUGACCACAGACAGCACAGCUUGGGAUGCCACGUGGUGUUCGGUAAGAGAAGUGGCUCGGCUCCUCCUCUACCUCUUUUCGGUGGCCAGACCUCUGUAUAAAUACAAUAGUUCAGAUCUCCGGCAGUAUUGCAGGACCAGGACGGAGGGACAGCACCUGCAGAGAUGGCGUCCUCCUCUAUAACACCCCUGCUGCUUUCCCUGGCGGUCUGUCUGUCUGCAGCGGGUGCUGGGAACCCCGGCUUUGUGGUGAGGCUCACCCAGAAAGGCCUGGACUACGCUCGGCAGGAGGGAAUGGGUGUUCUGCAACAGGAACUGGCUAAAAUUCAUCUUCCAGAUUUCACAGGCUAUGCACAUACCCCUGUGGGUAAAGUCAAAUACAGUUUUUAUAGCAUGACUAUCCGGAAAUUCCAGUUACCCAGCUCCCAGAUCAGCCCCAUCCCCAAUGUUGGAUUGAAGCUGUCAAUCUCUGGAGCCUAUAUCGAGAUUACUGGAAGAUGGCGAGUCAAGAAGACAUGGAUCUUUUCCACAUCAGGCGGCUUCGAUCUGAAGGUGCAAGGAAUCAGCAUAUCUGUGGGGCUGAGAGUAGGAAGUGACGAAGCAGGAAGACCCACCAUUGGCCUCUCUGACUGCAGCAGCCACAUCUCAGAUGUCAGUAUCCAUGUGUCAGGGGCAUUAAGUUGGAUGGUUGAUCUCUUCCGCCACAAUGUUGAAAAUUCAUUAAGAAAAGCUAUAGAGAAUCAGAUCUGCCCUCUGGUUAGUAAUGCUAUAACCAGCAAACUGCAACCGGUACUGCAAACUUUACCAGUGACGGCAAAGAUAGACAAUGUUGCUGCUAUCGACUACUCUCUGACCGGUCCCCCGCCAGUGAUAGCAGAUUAUGUGGAUGUUCAGCUGAAGGGGGAAUUUUUCGCACUGUCCCAUCAUACUCCUCCUCCUUUCUCACCACCAACCCUGGCCUUGCCCGAUGACCACAACCUCAUGGUUUACUUCGGAGUCUCUGACUAUUUGUUUAACACUGCCGGUUUUGUCUAUUUCUCGGCUGGAAAGCUUGUCUUUGAUGUCACUGACAGCAUGAUUCCUAAGGAUUUCAACGUUCGCCUAAACACUACUUCAUUUGGGACACUGAUCCCUCAGUUGUCAAAGAUGUACCCCGAUAUGCUAAUGAAACUGCAGAUUUCGUCCACUUCCGCUCCAAUGUUGGACAUCAAGCCGGGGAAUCUGACCCUUUCUCCGAAACUAGAUAUUCAGGCCUAUGUCAUCCUGCCCAACUCCUCUCUGGCACCGGCCUUCCUUCUAAACCUGACGACCACAGCUCUGGCCAAAGUGGCUGUUAACGCGGGGAGAAUUGUUGGUAACCUAGAGCUUAGCAGGGUGCAUAUGGAUCUCAAACACUCUGAUGUUGGACCUUUCUCUGUGACAUUACUGAAUGUAGCUGUGAACUAUUACUUAUCAAGUGUAUUAUUGCCUCAGGUUAACGAGAGACUGAACAAGGGGUUUCCUCUCCCGCUUCUGGAUAAAGUACAGCUGUCAGACGUGGUCCUAAGGCCGCAGCAGGAUUUCCUUCUCUUUGGGGCCAAUAUUCACUAUGGAAAAACUGUAAACGGCACCUGGCUAUAGAUGUAAUAGCAGACUGUAGAUGGGUAAAUAGGUUGAUCCUGGACAGUAAGCCCUUACCCUGGAACCUCUUGUCUUCUCCACUGUCUCCAAACAAGUCUUCAGUCUGUCAGUCAAGUCAAGUAUGUCCAAGUCAGGUUCACACCAUUCCAAGUCACAAGUUAGUCAGAAAGGACUAGCAGUCCCAAAGUGCCAAGAAACUGUGAUUCCCAAAAGCAUUGUUCAGCGAAUAUUGCACUAAAGUGAAUUGUUCCUUUUUGUACAAUGUUGCAGAUUCCUGAAGUAAAGUUAAAGUGGUUUCCCUAAUCUGGCAUCUGAGGUAUUUCUUUACCCUGCAC
Hyla sarda is the source of this 2145-nucleotide messenger RNA. Its product is annotated as bactericidal permeability-increasing protein-like. Gene Ontology annotation, molecular function: lipid binding. The record is from RefSeq and is a predicted model, not a curated record. NCBI's taxonomy places the organism in Eukaryota, Metazoa, Chordata, Amphibia, Anura, Hylidae. Bases 356 to 1810 code for a protein of 484 amino acids. The transcript is spliced from 17 exons.